This is a messenger RNA of Fulvia fulva, 309 nucleotides long. RefSeq lists its product as uncharacterized. NCBI's taxonomy places the organism in Eukaryota, Fungi, Ascomycota, Dothideomycetes, Mycosphaerellales, Mycosphaerellaceae. The transcript has a single exon. The record is from RefSeq and is a predicted model, not a curated record. The coding region runs from base 1 to 309 and encodes 102 amino acids.
AUGAAGGGGGUCAAGAUCAGGAGGAUGAACGUGAUCGUGGUGACGGACAAGAUCGAGAAGACUACCGCGUGCACUAGCACGUGCACGAUCAUGCCCGAGUGGUUGGUCAUCGCCGUGGGCGCGAUCAGGUUCGAGUUCAGCGGCUCCGUCGAGUUCGAGUUAAGGGCUAUGCACAUGUAUACGCACGACUACGUCGGCACGGACCUGAAGAACGACCUAAUGAUGUACCACAACCCGUACAUGAUCGCGAACGGGUGUGAGGACAAGGACUGCAACGCGUUCACGAUCGCUACCUCCCAAGUCAGGUGA